GCUAUUCAUUUGAGAGAGAGGGACAGAAAUCUUUCAUUUGGUCUCCGGCGCCAAAAGAUGCUUCAUUUGGGUUUCAUCUUCAGCUUAUGGAGUAUUUUGCUACCGGUUUCUGGGAAGUCUCACAGAUAUUUGCCUGGAGAUAAUGAUGUGACCCUCAUCUACUGAACAUCUGCCCACUUCUGUUUCAUCUGCACAUUUUUUCUUAUCCAUAGUCAAGUUUAGUUUUUACAUGAUGGGUGCCACAUUCAAGAAGUUUUGUGUGCAUUUCUGCUGCUGUUGUUGCUGUGAGGAUGACGAUGAGGAAGAAAAGAGACCUUUAAUUAGUAAUGAGACAUUAGAAUAUUUUGACCGUGAGGCAAAAAAGAGGCGGGACCAGGAGACCAACCUGUGGAAUGAACCGGGUGACACCUCCCACUCUGAGAGAGAUGAUGACCGGACCCUUUAUAACCUGCUGCAGUCCAGGGCACAAACCCGCAGAGGAUCACAGGGCUACCGGCGUUUGAGCAUUGAUAUUGAGGCCAUGAGAGAAGUGAGGAGAGAGGUGCGAGAUAAAUGGAAGAUGAUCUUAGAGAAUCUGGGAUUUAUGGCCGAAGCAGAGUCUCUGUUGACUGUAUCUGCCACUGCAUCAUAUGACCGCAUGAGAAAUGCAGCGACUGCACGAACUCUCCUCCAGACCCUCCACACUGAGACAUCCCUAUUCAACAGCAAAGAGCCUCCACCCGAGAGAUACCUUUUUAUACUGGAUCGGCUCAUUUAUCUGGAUGCCGCUGAUGAUUUUGUGGCCAAGGCCCGUCGCUUCUACCCUCCUAAAGACGAGGAUGAUGACGAUGAAGAACAGACCAGUGCAAUAAAUCUUCCUCUUCUGCUGUCCCGUAUGAACCAGAACAUCUCUGGAGGCGAGGAAGAGGAGGAUGGACCGGAGGACUAACUCUGAUUGGGUUGAGUUUGUGCUUGAAAAUCAAACAGAUGGUUUCUGUAGGUCAGUAAAGUUGGACUGAUGUUGGCUCAGGUCUGGGUGAGAGAAGAUGAUGAAGAUGACUUUUGCACAGGUGUAACAUUAUAUUAUAAAAAUGCUUUGAUGAGAAAGCAGUGGAGUCUUCUGGAGAAUUAUCACAACACCUGGCAUCUUAUGUAUACAGUAACUAUGAAUAUAUAGGAUGGAUAGGGAGAUCAAUGGGAAAUUGAGGAUUACAGACGUAUGUUGAUAAAGAAGUGAAUAUUAAUACAGAGUAUAAGAUGGUCAUAAGUGAAUUUCAAUAAAACUUUGUGUUCUCGG
Messenger RNA from Misgurnus anguillicaudatus (oriental weatherfish), 1276 nucleotides. It is a transcript of the gene mreg, whose product is annotated as melanoregulin. NCBI's taxonomy places the organism in Eukaryota, Metazoa, Chordata, Actinopteri, Cypriniformes, Cobitidae. Gene Ontology annotation, biological process: melanosome transport. Gene Ontology annotation, cellular component: melanosome. The record is from RefSeq and is a predicted model, not a curated record.